AUGACAAGAAAUAGCGAUAGAUUUGAUCCUCAUGAACAUGAAAGUCCAAGCUCUUGUCUUAAUGUUGGUCAUCCUAUUGGAGGAAAGAGAAAGGGUGAAGCAAUUUCGUUGGAUUGCAAGUCAAGGAGUUUAGCCCAUCGUUACAUCUUAUUCAAUCAUGAAGAUGUCCAAAAAUUUAUAAGUGAGCAUGAAAAUUCAAAUUCCAACAAGAGAAAGGGGUGGAGCAAGGUAAAGAGUCAAGGCUUAGAUUUUGUUGAAUGUUUUAAGAAGCGUGCAUUGUUAAGUGAUAUAUCAGGAAACCUUAGGACGCUAUCCAGAGGACCAAAUAAAAUUGCACGAAGUUUUUCUGGCUAUGUAAUUAAUGGAUAUAGGUUUCAUACAAAAGGACGUGAUGCUAGACGUAAUACACAAAACAGUGGUGUGACACUAGCGGCAAUAACUGAAAGUUAUUCAAGUACCAAAGAUGAAAAUCCAAUAACACAAUUAAUAACAUACUAUGGAUUAAUUACAGAAAUAAUUGAGGUAGACUACUAUGGUAAGUUGAAUUUUGUGUUAUUUAGAUGUGAUUGGUUUGAAGUUGAAGAGGAAAAAUAUGGGAUGACUUGUGUUUACUUCAACAAGAGGUGUUAUGUGGAUGAUCCUUUUAUCUUGGCUUCUCAAGUCCACUAA
Lathyrus sativus (Indian pea) is the source of this 669-nucleotide messenger RNA. Lineage: Eukaryota; Viridiplantae; Streptophyta; Magnoliopsida; Fabales; Fabaceae. The record is from the annotation of a GenBank genome assembly.